AUGGCGAAACCCCGGCGCGGAGUCAAAUUCAAUCACCGGAAUGGUUCAAGUACGAGCCUAGACGGCGGCCGGCGGAGCAGCUUCUCAGACAUCAGUGAAGCCGCAUCAGAACCAGGCUCUCCGCGGCUAGGAAAGCAGAAUGGCUCUGCGGCAGAAGCUCGAAAUCAACCCUCCGAGUACGAGAAGAAGAAGCAGACCUUCAUGACACGAAUGCUAUGGACCUUUGUUAUGAUCGGCGGUUUUUUCGCGGCCAUGUUUAUGGGACACAUCUACAUCAUCAUUAUCGUUACCGCCAUACAGAUCAUAUCCUUCAAGGAGGUGAUUGCGAUAGCCAAUGUGCCCAGUCGUGCCCGAAGAUUACGGUUUACCAAGUCCCUGAAUUGGUACUUUUUGGCAACAACCAUGUACUUCCUCUACGGCGAGAGCGUCAUUUAUUAUUUCAAGCACAUUGUGUUGGUUGACAAGGUGCUUUCGCCAUUUGCGACCCACCACCGGUUUCUCAGCUUUAUGCUGUAUGUCAUUGGCUUUGUGUUCUUCGUUGCAUCCUUACAAGCAGGGCAUUACCGUUUCCAAUUUACGCAAUUCGCAUGGACCCACAUGGCCCUAUACCUCAUUGUUGUCCAGGCCCAUUUUAUUAUGAACAAUGUGUUUGAGGGCAUGAUCUGGUUCUUCCUCCCAGUCUGCCUCGUUGUCUCCAACGACAUAUUCGCCUACAUUGUUGGUAUAACGUUCGGGAAAACACAACUAAUAAAGCUGUCCCCGAAAAAGACCGUGGAAGGGUUCUUUGGUGCAUGGAUUUUUACGCUUAUAUUCGGGUUCGGCUUGACCAAUAUUCUGAUGCGGUACAAGUACUUCAUUUGCCCCGUCAAUGAUCUUGGUGCGAAUAUCUUCACUGGUCUAGAGUGUACACCGAACCCCGUUUUCGUGCCCCACACGUAUCAGCUACCGAUAUGGUUCCCAUUUAUCAAAUCAUUCGAAAUGGCGCCCAUGCAAUUCCAUAUUUUCAUGUUCGCUACCUUCGCCUCCCUCAUCGCGCCAUUUGGCGGCUUCUUUGCCUCUGGCCUCAAGCGAACUUUCAAGAUCAAGGAUUUCGGAGACUCCAUUCCCGGCCAUGGUGGCAUCACCGACCGCAUGGAUUGCCAGUUCAUUAUGGGCCUCUUCGCAUAUAUGUACUAUCAUAGCUUCAUUGCCAUGCAUAAAGUCUCUCUUGGAGGCGUCAUCGAGACGGCUAUCACGGGACUUACCCCAGAAGAGCAAAUGGAAUUAGUCAAGGGCAUCAGCAAACAUCUUGUCAACCAAGGUGCAAUUGCCGAAAAGGUGCUGAGUUGUCUGGAUGUUGCCGUUCGAAGGAGAUGA
Messenger RNA from Venustampulla echinocandica, 1356 nucleotides. RefSeq names its product putative CDS1-CDP-diacylglycerol synthase. The transcript is spliced from 5 exons. The record is from RefSeq and is a predicted model, not a curated record. NCBI's taxonomy places the organism in Eukaryota, Fungi, Ascomycota, Leotiomycetes, Helotiales, Pleuroascaceae. Gene Ontology annotation, cellular component: endoplasmic reticulum membrane. Gene Ontology annotation, molecular function: phosphatidate cytidylyltransferase activity. The coding region runs from base 1 to 1356 and encodes 451 amino acids.